AUGGAAGCCUCAGCCAGGUACCCGUCUGUGUUUGUGGUGGAGGGGCCACCAAGGGAUGUCCCCUUUGUACCACCUGUGCCGAGGAGCCAGAAGACACGGCAGUACGGCCAACUGUUCCUGGGGAUGCUGGUACUGCUAGCCCUGGCUGGCUUAGCCAUCCAAGCUUAUUUCCUGAUCCGCUUUCGCAAGGAACUGGACCAAGCGACGGCACAGAGAGGAGCAGAAGCGUCCCAUGACCGGCUUAUCCAAGAUCACAAGCCUCAUUCUGAAAAGCCUGGAGCUCACCUGACAGGUGCUUCCUUUACUGCGACUGGAAACGACACUCUGCAGUGGGAGUACAGACACGGCGUGUCCUUCCUCCAGGAGAUGGACUACAAGGAGGGCUCCCUUAUCUGCAGGAAGCCUGGACACUACUACAUCUAUUCCAAGGUAACCUUGGAGCACGCAAGCUGCUCAGCCGUGCAGCAGAAGAGCACGUUUGUCACCCACCGCGUUUACAAGAGGACUCCUCGGUAUCCAAAGGAGAUUCCGCUUCUGACCAGCAUGAUUCCCUACUGCAGCACUGACGUCUGGCGGAAGAACAGCUUCCUGGCUGGGACGGUGCAGCUGGAGGAGAAGGAGGAAGUCUAUGUCAAGGUCUCAGAGAUACAGCUGGUGAGAGUCAAGGACGGGACGUGGACAUACUUCGGCACCUUCAUGAUUUGAAGGAGGCUCGGACUACGAGCAGACAGCAGUUUCCCAGGGAGCCACGGGAAUGGCGGUGGGCCUUCACUGUAAUUCUACUUUGGCAACUUGAUAAUUAUAAGGAAGGAGAGGAGGACAUUUGCUGACAGAGGGGAGAGAGGCCUGUUUACUCCUACUAAGAGGUAGGACAGGGAAUGCACUUGCUGUCCAUAGUGAAAAAUAAUAUAAAAUGAUAGGACGUGGCUUUGGGGGAAUGAGUAUUCUUGCACUUUUUCUUUUCUCUUUUUCCAAAGAGCUGUGCGAGUGCUUACAUGGAUAAGCUCUCAAACUUUCACAAACCACAACAUUCCCCCCCAAAGCAAAUCAUUUGUUACUUAUUAUGUCCACUGACAACAAUCGCUCCCAAACGUGUAUAUCCAUAUGUGUUGUAGCUGUGUUGGCCGCUGUUCUAGGGGCCACCUCUGGCUUUUCCAACCUGAAAAGCCGGCCAAACCAGUUGGGUGGGAUCUUGAAACAAAGGAAUGAGUAUAGGACCGCCUGUAAGACUGCCAUCCUAAGCAGAGUUACACCCUUUUAAGCUUAUUGACUUCAAUGGUGUAAGUCUACUGAAGAUGGCAUCAGGGCUUUUUUUCAGCUGGAACGCGGCGGAACGGAGUUCCGG
Messenger RNA from Eublepharis macularius, 1345 nucleotides. RefSeq names its product TNF superfamily member 14 (gene TNFSF14). Gene Ontology annotation, cellular component: membrane. The coding region runs from base 1 to 705 and encodes 234 amino acids. Gene Ontology annotation, biological process: immune response. The record is from RefSeq and is a predicted model, not a curated record. The transcript is spliced from 4 exons. Gene Ontology annotation, molecular function: tumor necrosis factor receptor binding. NCBI's taxonomy places the organism in Eukaryota, Metazoa, Chordata, Lepidosauria, Squamata, Eublepharidae.